Morone saxatilis (striped sea-bass) is the source of this 3641-nucleotide messenger RNA. Its product is annotated as G-protein coupled receptor family C group 6 member A-like. The coding region runs from base 93 to 2876 and encodes 927 amino acids. The record is from RefSeq and is a predicted model, not a curated record. The transcript has 7 exons. Gene Ontology annotation, molecular function: G protein-coupled receptor activity. NCBI's taxonomy places the organism in Eukaryota, Metazoa, Chordata, Actinopteri, Moronidae. Gene Ontology annotation, biological process: G protein-coupled receptor signaling pathway. Gene Ontology annotation, cellular component: membrane.
CACUGACGGGACGCACACAACUGAAAUCUGAGAGCAGAUUUUGGAAAUCAGAGCCACUUUGAAGCAGAUUUGUACUGAUAUAACAGAAGAAGAUGAAACGUUUUUUUACUUUCUACAUCUUUUCCUUGGUUUUACUAGACCAGUUCUUUGGUGCCACAGGUUUUGGUGAUGCCACAGCUCCAGGUGACAUUAUCAUUGGAGGAUUGUUCCCAAUACAUGAAAGUGUUAAAGAGGUCAACGGUACAUGGAUCUGUGACAGGUUCAGCACAGCUCGGCUGGUCCAGUCUCUGAUAAUGGUGCAUGCAGUGGAGGAGGUAAAUAAGAGGCAGGUGUUGGGGAACCUAACCCUUGGAUAUCGUAUAGUGGACUCCUGCUCUGACGUUACCACUUCCCUGAAAAAGGCCCUUUCCUUCAUGAGGAAAAACAAUACCAGGUGUGUUGCAGAGCAGCCCUCCCCACCUGUAUUGGCUGUCGUCGGUGGUUACCACUCGGAGAUAUCCAUAGCGGUUACGAGGCUACUCAACUUGGAGAACAUUCCUCAGAUAAGUUACGGUGCAACUUCUGGUUUCCUGAGUGAUAAAACACGUUUUCCAAGCUUUAUGAGGACCGUACCAGAGGAUGAUCACCAAGUGCGCGCCAUCCUCAAUAUUCUAAAAAACCACCAGUGGACCUGGGUCGGUAUAGUGACAACGGAUGGUGACUAUGGUCGCUACGCAGUUCAACGCCUCCAGCAGCAUGCAAAAGGCACCAACAUCUGCUUUGCCUUCACUUCUGUUCUUCCAGAUGUUCUAGGUGACAGCCAACUUCAGGACUCCAUCAGUGCUACAGUCAAAAGCAUUACUGAAAAUGAAAAUGUCAGCGUCAUUGUGUCCUUUGCCAAACCGAACCAUAUGAUGUAUCUUUUUAACCAUCUUCUCAAAGAGCCUAAAGGCAAGGGGAAAGUUUGGGUGGCCAGUGAUAAUUGGUCGCAAUCACCUAGCAUACUGAGUGGGAAGACUUUGAGUGAAGUAGGAACAAUCUUUGGGACCACAUUGAAAUCUGGAAACUCAACCACAUUUGAGCAGUAUCUCAAGAAUGUUGAUGUAGAUCCUGAACACCACAGGAACAAUGCAUUCUUGUAUCAGUUUCUAAAGAAUCAGACACAACAAGGAAAAAGGGCGAAGCCAGGAACUGCCAAUGACACAGCCAUUGAGACAUUAAUAAAUAUGAUAUAUCCAUAUGCUGUGUUCAGUGUUGAGUUGGCAGUUGAAGCUAUUGCUCAGGCUGUUGCAAACCUCUGCAUCGAAAGGGACUGUAAGACAAGAGAGAGACUACAGCCCUCUGAGGUGAACACACUCACACACACAUAUACAUUCUUUCAGUUACGAGAUGCCUUAAGGAAAGGAACGUUCACCAUGGAUGGGGAAAAUUAUACAUUCAACGAGAACGGUGAUCUUAACUCAGGAUACGAUAUCAUCUUGUGGAAUCAGAAAUCAACAACCCUUGUGGAUGUGCACAACAUUGUAGCUACUUAUAGUAUUAAAAAAAACCACACAUUGACUUUUAUCUCACCAGAAAAAGAGCAAGAAGUCUUCAGUGUCACAGGAGAUGUGAUUUCCAGUUGCUCAAAUAAAUGUGCUCCAGGCACCAGGAAGCAGUCAGCUCAGGGACAGCCUGUUUGCUGCUAUGAAUGCAUACCCUGUCCUGAGAACUACUUUUCCAACACCAGUGAUUCCAUAGAUUGUUAUCACUGUAACAGGACCCAAUACUCCCCCAUGGGAAGUAAAACAUGUAUUCCCAAAGAAAUUAUUUUCCUGCGAUGGAAUGAUAAGUAUCAUGACACGCUUCUGGCAUUUACCGCUCUAGGUGCACUGCUUACCCUUGUUGUUGGGAUCAUCUUCAUUGCACGCUGGAAUACCCCAGUUGUGCGUGCAUCUGUGGGCCCCAUCUGCAUCCUCCUUCUCUUCUCUCUCUUAAGCACAUUUGUGAGUGUGAUAUUAUUUGGUGGUAAACCCAAGGACGAGCUGUGCCAAGCACGGCAGGUACUGUUUGGCUUGAGCUUCACCCUGUGUGUCUCCUGUAUCAUGGUCAAGUCCUUUAAGAUCAUCUUGGCCUUUGAGUUUGACCCCAGCAUUAAAAGAGUCCUGAAGAAGCUCUACAAGCCUUACAUCAUUAUUGCAGUGUGCUUGUCAGGUCAAGUUAUCAUCUGUGCUCUGUGGCUUACACUCAAGUCUCCAAAAACCAAAUGGGACGUAUUGGAAAACACAAAGCGUCUGCUCAGUUGCGAUGAGAAGUCAUAUUCUGCAUUUGGAGCCAUGCUGUGCUAUAUUGGUGUUUUAUGUCUUAUCUGCUUUGGUGUUGCUUUCAAAGGCAGAAAGCUGCCUCACAGUUACAACGAGUCAAAGUUCAUCACCUUUGCUAUGCUGAUUUACUUCAUCUGUUGGAUCAUCUUUGGCCCAGUUUAUGUCAGUGUCAAAGGCAAGUACCUUCCAGCAGUGGAGAUGGUCGUCAUCCUCAUCUCAGCCUAUGGCAUCCUGUUUUGUCAGUUUUUUACAAAGUGUUACGUUAUUCUGUUCAAGAAGGAAGCAAACACAGAGAGGGCAUUCCGCCAGGAUGUUAGAAAUCAUUCCUUGGGUAGUAUCUCAGAAAUGAACUCAUAUUCAGUGACCUCUAUAGGGAUCCAAAAUCCUGCUUUUGAUGUGGAGUUACCAAUGUCAAACUCAAUGUCAUUUGUUCCACUGACUAAUCAAAACCCAUCCAUGGGCUCUGAUCAGUCAUCAUUGUCUCUUUCUCCAGUCUCCAACCUACAGCUCACUAGGCUGCAGAAUGAUGACAGGUUCAAUAAGAAACAUUUAAAGAGAUAUUCAAGCUUGCCAGCAGUGAUUUGCAAGAGCUAAAUAUGUAAUUGAAAUGUUUAAAACUGCAGCACAAAAUGUAAUGCUUCAAAUAUCAAGGGCUGCCAUUAACAUUUUCAUUAUUGAUUAAUGGGCUUAUUUAUUGUCUUAAAAUGUCUGAAAAAUAGUAAUGGAAAAAUCAGUCCAAAAUCCAAUUAUUUUCACUUUGAUGAUUUCAAAAAAGCAAUCCUUAUAUUUUAGGACCUGCUCCUCAGAGAAUUAAUCCCAAUGACGAUGGGGAUCAACCGACUUUUCACCUACCGCCACCAGCAGUUACAUUUUCUUUUACUGUAAAUGUCUUUACAACUUUUAUAUGAAUUGCUAUGAAAUGUGCUACAAGCAUUCAUGUUCCUCUCAGGUCAAAUUGUAAUAAAUUGUAAUUGCUAGACUGCCUGUUACUGGCUAUGUUAGCCUUAUGCACAAUCUGCUCCUGUAUUUAUUUAAAUAUUUAUCUUCAGUUUACAUUUUAUAUUAUCCACAGUAAUCAUUAUUCUUGCACUUGUUUUACUUUUUAAUCACCUUACAUUUGCACUACUUCCUUUACUCUAUUAUAAUGACAGCACUCUGUAGUAGCUCUGCUAGCUACUUACUUUACUUUUACUUUUGUUUUUAUUAUAUUCUUGCGUGUAUUGGGGUUUUGUAUGUAUGGUAUAAGCUAGUGGAUGCCUAUCUAUUUUUUCUAUUUUAUGUAUUUUAUUCUCCCUUGUAUAAAGAAAUGUGAGAUGUAAGAUAUGGAACUGUAUUUUUACAAAACCUCAAUAAACAGAA